This is a messenger RNA of Paramecium tetraurelia, 1197 nucleotides long. RefSeq lists its product as uncharacterized. The record is from RefSeq and is a predicted model, not a curated record. Lineage: Eukaryota; Ciliophora; Oligohymenophorea; Peniculida; Parameciidae. The transcript has 5 exons.
AUGAGUCGAAAUCAAUCGCCUAGAAGAUUUUAAAAUGUCUUAGAUAAAAGACAUUAUAGCAAGUGUUCUGAAAUCAAAAUACAUUUCUUUGUGAAGAAUCUUUACAUGGGGAAUCAAACGGAGGAUCAGUUUCUAAAUUUUGUGAAAGAUAGAGUGUAGAAGGCGGGUCCUUGCGAAGUGAUUUAAAUAACAGAUAAGAAUCAAAAUGAACGGACUAUUGAUAUAGCGAUAGGGAUGCGAUACGACAAUGAUGCCAAAUUGAUAUACAUUGGGAAGAAGCAUAUCAAUUUGGUGUCAAAACAUUAAAGUGAAAAGAAGAUCAUUCCAUAGAUUAGCGAUAUAUUUUUGAUGAUGCUUAGGGAAAAGGGAGAAGUAGAUAAAUCAGCAUUAGAAGAGAAAUUGAGAUAGUAGAGAUUCGGAGAUAAAAAGAGGGAUCGAUCGAGUAGUUAGGAAUCAUCAAAAUCAGAGAAAUCGGAGAAGAAGAAGAAAGAGAAUGCGAUAGUCUUGAAUCUACAAGUGAUCCCACAACAGAAGUAAAUUGCUCCUCCUAUUGUGGAUCUCUAGCCUGUGCAAAUAUCAAUUCCUAAGGAAACAAUUUAUAUCUUUGGGAUCCCAUUAGAAUUCAAUUUAUAGGAGUGUUUGAUGGAUAUUAAAAAUAGAUUGAAAUUAUAGUAAUUACCAGAAGGAACAUUCAAGAGUGAAAAAUAGUAAGAUCAUAUUUUUGAAUAUUUGGAAGUGCAGUUGGAAAUGUUGUAAAAGAAUGUGCAAUUAAAAAUUAAGAAUGUUCCAUGUCUAAUAUGCUAGAAGAAAAAGAAGACGGAUUCCUUUUCAGAUAUUCUCAAAUAAUAUUAAUUAUUCAUCAAAACAUAACACCCUAUCAAUACAAAUAAAUUAUUGAACGUCUUCCAAUAAUAUGGGGAUAUCAUUGGAUUAUAUGAAUUAUUAGUUAAUUAGGAGGAAUCCUCCAACUCUUAUUGCAUAGUCUACACAUCUGAUCAAUUUAUCAAGCAUUUGAAGCCUCCUGGGUAAAUUGAAAUUCCUGAAGAAAAGACAAUUUGCGAAUAUAGAAUACCAGAUCAAAAUGUGGUCUCAUUUCAAAGAAUUCCUUAUAAAAGCACUUUAUAUGCACAAAUAACAAGAGACUCUAGUAGUUCUAGUAGUAGCAGCUCAUCAUCAUCAGUAAUCAGUUUAUUAUGA